Messenger RNA from Funneliformis caledonium, 323 nucleotides. The record is from the annotation of a GenBank genome assembly. NCBI's taxonomy places the organism in Eukaryota, Fungi, Glomeromycota, Glomeromycetes, Glomerales, Glomeraceae.
AUGCUACAGCAGCCUACUUCAUGUCCUAUGACUGAAAAGGUUCUGCCUAGCAAUUGUUCUAAGAAAGCAUUAAAAACUAUUAGGGGAUUGAAAACUGAUUCGAUGUUGUCAACUCCCAGUUUGCAAAACAAAUAUCCAUUGCAAAUUUGCUUUAAAGUAUUUAGGAAGACUUCCGUAUUCUCAUUAUCUAAGGCCUCCAAAUAUCGACUAAAAGUUGUUCUUAAUGUGAACAUCAUAGUAAGCAGAGAGCAUGCUAACCAAAGUCGAUUUGCCGAAUUAUUAAGGGCGAAGAAAGAGAAUUUUAUAAUUUGGUUGAGCUUUGA